UGCGAAAAAGUCUGCCGUGCAGCGGCGGCCAUCAGUAGUUGCCUCAGAGCCCGCGGGUUGAAGAAAUCGUACGCAUCGAGCGAGUGACAAGCGCCGCGUCUCACCAAACAAAGAAAAGCAAAAGCAGAGCCCCAAAAAAAGGAGAAAAGGAAAACCAAAAAAACCAAAUAAAAAACAACAAAAAUCCAACAGAAAAACGUAGAAAACCCGCUACACUGACACAAAAACAUAGCCAGUCCAACGAAUAUUUUGUAGUAACCUCCCGCAACAAAAAACCAAAAAAAAAAAAAACAAUCGCAACAAAAUGCUGCCACAAAUCGCAGGCAAAUGAGCCCGCUAGCCCGCAACGGCUCCCAUCUGCGGCUGCUGCAGAGCAGCGAGUCCGAGCCCGGUCCCGCAUCCGCACUCGCAUCCGCAUACGCAUCCGUCUCCAUAUCCGCAUCCGCAUCCGCAUCCACAUCCGCAUCAUCCACUCGCCGCGUCUCCCAGUGUGUGUGCCAGUGUUCAGCCGAAGCGGACCGCCAGCAAUUGCAGUGUAAGGCGUCCGCCAAUCGCAUCCAAGCAGCAAACUAAUCUUAACGGCGCCGUGAGUCGCAUCUGAAAUUGAGUUUCGCUUCCGGUUCCGCCGCGCGUAGCCCAUUCCGUUUGGCCAAGUCGGUCGGUUGGUCCGUUCAGAGACGUUCUGUUGCGUUCCGUUCCGCUCCGCUCGGUCUAUCGGUCGUCCGUUCAGACAGUUUUUCCUGCUCAAAUAUUGAUGACAGCAGCAGCCCUGUAAUCGACAACAACAUUCAAGACUGCUAACUGGAAUUGCUUCGAACCAUCACCAUCAAAAACGAAGAAACAUCCACAACAAAGUGCUGCCAGCAACAUAAACGUAAUCAGGAAUUUAAGCAAAACCAAAAAGAAACAUCAGGGACAGGAAGGAAUACACAGGGAGCAUGUUUAUGGAAUUGUCAUCGUUAGCGAGCAACUGACGCAACAGCUCAAGGCAUGUGGCAACAGCAGCAGCAGCAACAGCAGCAGCAGCAACACUGAGCGGCAGGAGCAGAAACACCUGGCAAGAGAAGCAACUGGGAGCAGGACAACCUCCGCGGACAGGUGGUGUGCUGCUGUAAAGCAGCACCAUAGCUGCCAUUAAAAUAGACGCCGCGGCGCAACAGCAACGCUGCCGUCGUCACAAUCAACGCCAGCGACAACACCACCCGCAUCAUCGCCAUCGCAGACGACGACGGCGCAGCAGCAGCAGCAGCAGCAGCAACAUCAGCAGCAACAGCAAUUGCAACAUCAGCAACUGCAGCAGCAGCGGGCUGUUGGGCGCAGUGGGCGUGGCCGGCAGCUGCCCAUUGCUCGCCACACAGCAACUAAUCGAGGAGCCGGGCAGCAGCAACAACACUGGCGACGACGAAGGCGGCGCAGCAGCAGCAGCAACAACGCAGCAGCAACACUGCAACCUGCAGCAUCAGCAAUACGGUCGACGGCGACGCUACGACGGCCUGUCAUCUGUAGGCAAUGCAACGCGCUGUGCAGCAACGGGUUGGACCUGGCCUAAGAUGGGUAGCGUGCUAUUCACAGCUGUAUUCAUAGCAUUACACUUUGCCACCGGCGGCCUGGCCAACCCAGAUGCGAAGCGACUCUACGACGACCUGCUGAGCAACUACAAUCGCCUCAUCCGACCCGUGGGCAACAACUCGGACCGCCUCACCGUCAAGAUGGGUCUGCGCCUCUCCCAGCUGAUCGAUGUGAAUCUGAAGAAUCAAAUUAUGACAACCAAUGUCUGGGUGGAACAGGAAUGGAACGACUAUAAAUUGAAAUGGAAUCCGGAUGACUAUGGCGGCGUGGACACGUUGCACGUUCCCUCCGAGCAUAUAUGGCUACCGGAUAUUGUGCUCUAUAACAACGCCGAUGGCAACUAUGAAGUGACAAUAAUGACAAAAGCAAUUCUUCAUCACACGGGCAAAGUGGUGUGGAAACCGCCCGCCAUUUACAAAUCCUUCUGCGAAAUUGAUGUCGAGUACUUUCCCUUCGACGAGCAGACAUGUUUCAUGAAGUUCGGCUCCUGGACCUACGAUGGUUACAUGGUGGACUUGAGGCACUUGAAGCAGACCGCCGACUCGGACAACAUCGAGGUGGGCAUCGACCUGCAGGACUACUACAUCUCCGUGGAGUGGGACAUCAUGCGGGUGCCGGCGGUGCGGAACGAGAAGUUCUACAGCUGCUGCGAGGAGCCGUAUCUGGACAUAGUGUUCAACCUGACGCUCCGCCGGAAGACGCUCUUCUACACGGUCAACCUGAUCAUACCCUGCGUGGGCAUCUCGUUCCUGUCCGUUCUGGUCUUCUACCUGCCCAGCGACUCUGGCGAGAAGAUCUCGCUCUGCAUCAGCAUCCUGCUCUCGCUCACCGUGUUCUUCCUCCUGCUGGCCGAGAUCAUUCCGCCCACCUCGCUGACGGUGCCGCUGCUGGGAAAGUAUCUGCUCUUCACCAUGAUGCUGGUCACCCUCUCCGUCGUGGUCACCAUCGCCGUGCUCAAUGUGAAUUUUAGAUCCCCUGUCACGCAUCGUAUGGCGCCCUGGGUGCAGCGCCUCUUCAUCCAGAUCCUGCCUAAGUUGCUCUGCAUCGAGCGGCCCAAGAAGGAGGAGCCCGAGGAGGACCAGCCGCCCGAGGUGCUCACCGAUGUCUAUCACCUGCCGCCGGAUGUGGACAAGUUUGUCAACUACGAUUCGAAGCGUUUCAGCGGCGACUACGGCAUUCCAGCACUACCCGCUUCGCAUCGCUUCGAUUUGGCGGCGGCGGGCGGGAUUAGCGCCCACUGUUUCGCGGAACCGCCGCUGCCCUCCUCACUGCCACUCCCGGGCGCCGACGACGAUCUGUUCAGCCCGUCGGGCCUCAACGGAGACAUCAGUCCCGGCUGCUGCCCGGCCGCUGCAGCCGCCGCUGCCGCUGCCGCCGCCGCCGAUCUCAGUCCCACGUUCGAGAAGCCCUACGCCCGCGAAAUGGAGAAGACCAUCGAGGGAUCCCGCUUCAUCGCGCAGCACGUGAAGAACAAGGAUAAGUUUGAGAGUGUGGAAGAGGACUGGAAGUACGUUGCCAUGGUAUUGGAUCGUAUGUUUCUGUGGAUCUUCGCGAUCGCUUGCGUGGUCGGCACAGCGCUGAUUAUCCUGCAGGCUCCCAGCUUGUACGACCAAUCGCAGCCGAUCGAUAUACUCUACUCGAAGAUUGCCAAGAAGAAGUUCGAGCUGCUCAAAAUGGGCAGCGAGAACACCUUAUAGCGACCACUUGGGUUCGCGGCUGGCUGGUGGAAUCUAAUCAUCAGCUCGCUGCGGACCCUGUUCGCCGCUCGCGACGAUGAUCGUGGAUAAUAUACGAUGAGCCAAACCAUGAGUAUUUCCUCGGCGUUGUACAACACUAACAGCAGCAUCAGUAUGAGCAACGCCAGUGGCAGUGGCAGUGUCAUCGGUAGUGUUGCAAAGGUUAUUGUAAGUAGUGCUGGCAGCACCAACGAAACGGAUGACUCGUGGAGCCCAUCGUAAAUAUGCGCGAGGCGAGUGAAGUGAACAUUGCGAAAUGAAUUGAGAUACAAUCGAAUGGAGGCAAGUUUUUGGAGCAGUUGAUCAAAAUAUGUAUGUAAUGUAAUUUGAUGGAGUUGUAGUGUUGAUUAACCGUGAAAGUGCUGGACAGCGACGCAAGCCACAAGAUCGCUGCGGAGCGGAGCUUAGUUUGUAAGUUUUUUGAUGUACUUGAUGUAUGAUUGUGUGGUCGAAGAAGUUUACGUGGUUCCCGAACCAGUGUUGUAAAAAGCGUAUGGAGUUUUGUAAGUUAUAUUGUAUUUUUGAGCGCCAAAAAGUUCCUUGUUACAUCUUUUAGUUUUAAAGUUCCACACAACACAAAACAACAAAGCAAACCAAAAGAAGCAAAAACAAAUGAAAAUGUUUUAAAAUUGCAUUUUAAAUUUAAAUCUGACUGCAUGUGUUCAGUGCGUGAGUGUGGGUGCUUCUGCAGAAGACUGUGUGAGUGUGUGCGUGCCACAAUAUACAUAUGAAGAAGAAAAUCAAUUUUAAUGGUUUAUUUAUUUGUGCAUAUUUUUCGCAUUAUUUUUAGCAGAGCAAAAACAAAACACUGAAGAAAUGCGCCCACGCAAAUGGGUACAAUUAAAUCGCAUUGAAUUCAAAUCUAUUUUUAGCAUAAAUAAGUGAAGUUAAUACGAUAAACUACAUUUAAUUAGCCAAUAAGUCGUAACUAGUGGUAGCUAAGCAAAUCUAGUAUUGAAUUAAAUUGAAUAUUAAAACAAACACGAGGUCCGACAAAUCGGCUCGUAAGAAGCGCGAAAUUCUGAAAUAAAUUUAGUUGAAUGUCGAUA
Messenger RNA from Drosophila sechellia, 4354 nucleotides. It is a transcript of the gene nAChRalpha1, whose product is annotated as nicotinic acetylcholine receptor alpha1. The record is from RefSeq and is a predicted model, not a curated record. Gene Ontology annotation, cellular component: postsynaptic membrane. The transcript is spliced from 10 exons. Gene Ontology annotation, molecular function: acetylcholine-gated monoatomic cation-selective channel activity; transmembrane signaling receptor activity. Gene Ontology annotation, biological process: monoatomic ion transmembrane transport. NCBI's taxonomy places the organism in Eukaryota, Metazoa, Arthropoda, Insecta, Diptera, Drosophilidae. Bases 1551 to 3266 code for a protein of 571 amino acids.